Messenger RNA from Chenopodium quinoa (quinoa), 1342 nucleotides. RefSeq lists its product as uncharacterized. The coding region runs from base 394 to 1095 and encodes 233 amino acids. NCBI's taxonomy places the organism in Eukaryota, Viridiplantae, Streptophyta, Magnoliopsida, Caryophyllales, Amaranthaceae. The record is from RefSeq and is a predicted model, not a curated record. The transcript is spliced from 2 exons.
AAUUAAUUUAUGAAUUCAUGUUAUCGCAAUCGAAUCAAUUAGGUUUUAUUUAAUUAUUUCACGAUUUGUUGCUUGAAUUUCACUCACAUAUCGUUGUCUAUCUACCUAAUGAAUAUUAGUAGCUUCACUAUGAAUUUUUCGCUUAGGUCAGUUUGAUGUUAUUGUUUCAGCUAAUUUGACACUUUCUUUAUAUUAAAAGUUGUAAAUAAAAAUUUAAGUGAAAAGUCUUUUUUGUUGAAUUGGUAUAUGAAGUUUGUAGGCGUGUGAAAAUAGAAAUACCCACUUGUGAAAAGGGGGGGAAUUUUGUUGUGCCAUUAAUAUUUCUCGGGGAAGAACGAACGCGAAUUUUACUAGUAGAUUGUUGGAUUUUUUUAGAAAGAAAUUGUAAGUGUAAUGGGGAAUCUUGGAUCACCUAGGAGUCCUCAUCCUCAUCCGGCUAAUGUUGAUUUUUUGUUUGGGAUGAGAGAGUGUCCAGCGAGGUGUUCCGAGGGUCCGGCCAAUAAUGAUCAUUUUUCAGGUAGAAGGGUGGUAGGAUCAGAUUAUCAUUGGUGCAAGAAUUUUCUCUUUGGUGGUAUAUAUGGUAAUAAUAGUAUGGCAGCAAAGCAAUCAAUUUGUAAAGGAGUAUAUGGCGGGAAAAGGCAUAAUUGGUUUCACAGGCAAUUAAGGUUGUUUGGUUUUGCUAUUGGGCUGAUGGGUUUGUUCUUUUGGUUGGAUUCCCUUAUGUUUGUGGACUUCAAUUCUGCGAAUUUCCGUAAAAGUUCUGUCUUAGAAAUGAACACGUCAAAGCUUGCUGCACUGGACUUCAUUGCAUGUGCAACAGCUGAUGUUUUUGCCAUGACCGACUCGGGAAGCCAACUAUCUUCAUUGGUAUCUGGGUUUCGCACUUAUUUUGGAGGCGGUCAUGCUCCUACCUUGCGACCAAACAAGAAGAGGCUAUCAGCAAUAUUGUUGGAAAAUGACACCAUAGCAUGGAACAGUUUUCAGUAUAGGGUAACAAAAAUGAUUGAAGAAGGUCAAAGGGUUCAUGUGAGACGAUUUGGACAAAGCAUAUAUCGGCAACCUAGGAGCCCCGAAUGCAUGUGCAAAGCUCGCUAGACUUUCACCUGAUUUUUGCUGUAAAUAUAUCAGCCAUUCAACCUGAUGAAAAAGCCAAGAUAAGCAAAAUCUCUCUUUCACACUUUCCUUUUGUUUUCGGGUGGUCAGAGACUCAGAGCCCCAGAAGGGGGCAGUUUUGAUUUUUAUUUCCCCCCAACAUUUUAUACUAGAUCAUUGAUGUAAAUACACUUAAUUUUUUUGGGCAAAUGAAUAUAAAGUUCAAGGUAAGCCUCCUUAUUCUCGUCUA